AUGAACAAGAUUAGCAAUGUCCAGAUCAACAUUGGUUGGCCAGAAGACUUGACAGACACAAUAAUCAACCAAAGAUACGUUGACUUCAUAUUAGAUGACAACAGACCCUUCGACGAAGAAUUAGAAAACAUCAAGGCCUUACAAUUCAAAGAUGGCCUAAAACUAUUGCUGAAUACAAAAAAGAACCAUAAAGAAUUCACAGAUGUCUUACACUCGCCUACCGCCGAUUACAAUGUCAAUACCAACUCAAUAAGUAUUUUCGAGACCUUGCUGAACCAACCAAUGUAUGACAACAACUAUCCAAAAGCCGUGAACUAUGGAGCAUUAGGCUUCAUCAUUGGACAUGAACUUGGCCAUGCCUUUGACAGUCUAGGCAUUGACUAUGAUGUUGAUGAAGAUUAUAAUCCUUGGGUCAACGAAGAGACAAAAAGUUACUUUAAAAAGCUUUAUGAUUGUUUGGUGAAGCAGUAUGGCGAAUAUAAGGUUGGAGAAAGGUCUCUGAAUUCGAAAUCAACAUUGAGGGAGAAUUUCGCCGAUAAUUUAGGUAACAACCCUCAUAUUGUACCUAAAAAAACAUAA
Messenger RNA from Bursaphelenchus okinawaensis, 579 nucleotides. NCBI's taxonomy places the organism in Eukaryota, Metazoa, Nematoda, Chromadorea, Rhabditida, Aphelenchoididae. The record is from the annotation of a GenBank genome assembly.